Messenger RNA from Xenopus laevis (African clawed frog), 2043 nucleotides. It is a transcript of the gene chrm1.S, whose product is annotated as cholinergic receptor, muscarinic 1 S homeolog. Bases 367 to 1923 code for a protein of 518 amino acids. Gene Ontology annotation, molecular function: G protein-coupled serotonin receptor activity; G protein-coupled receptor activity; neurotransmitter receptor activity. Gene Ontology annotation, cellular component: synapse; cell junction; postsynaptic membrane. NCBI's taxonomy places the organism in Eukaryota, Metazoa, Chordata, Amphibia, Anura, Pipidae. The transcript is spliced from 3 exons. The record is from RefSeq and is a predicted model, not a curated record. Gene Ontology annotation, biological process: G protein-coupled serotonin receptor signaling pathway; signal transduction; G protein-coupled receptor signaling pathway, coupled to cyclic nucleotide second messenger.
UUCUAUGAUGUAAAGGAAAAUGGAAAAGUUAAAUUUUGCUUCAAAAAAUUCUCCAGCAUCUUUCAACGAAUUCGAGGUGGAGAUGUAGCUUGCGUUUUCGGCCACAAGAGAGCAGAUGCGCAGCAGCAGAUGUCUCUGAAAGUGGAGCUGUAUAGAGAGCGCGGGCAGCGGAGAACAGACCAAUCUUUUUAGCUCCAGGAGGAGCAGGGAGUAGCCUCAGUCACACACACAGGACUAUGGGAGCACCGGCAGCUCACAUGGGAUUUUAAGCCUGGGCUGGUGAAGGUAAAGAGUUUUGUUUUUUUUGUGGUGGACAAAGGCCGCACAAUUUUGGGAUAAGAGAGAUCUUCCAAAGAAAAGAAAUUUAUGUUGGCCCUGCAGAAUGAUGGGCAAGAGAUGGUGACCCAGUGGCCUUCAACCAUGAACAGUACCACAGUUACUCCACUGACCCUAAAUGCUACAGAGGUAUACGAUCCUUUAGGUGGACAUGCAGUCUGGGAGGUGGUCCUCAUUGUUAUCACGACGGGCAUCCUUUCUUUGGUUACAGUAAUUGGGAACGUCCUUGUUCUUUUAGCUUUCAAGGUCAACAGUGAUUUAAAAACAGUCAACAAUUACUUCCUGCUCAGUUUGGCCUGUGCUGAUAUCGUCCUUGGUGCAGUAUCCAUGAAUCUAUACACCACAUACAUCGUUAUGGGGAGGUGGGCACUGGGCCCUGUUUGCUGCGACCUGUGGCUGGCGCUGGAUUAUGUUGCAAGCAAUGCAUCUGUUAUGAACCUGCUCAUCAUCAGUUUUGACCGAUACUUCUCUAUAACACGACCGCUUACAUACAGGGCUAAGAGGACACCAAGGAGAGCUGCAAUUAUGAUUGGCAUGGCAUGGUUCAUCUCUUUUGUACUAUGGGCUCCUGCCAUAAUAUUCUGGCAGUACAUUGUGGGUGAGAGGACAGUGAAACCCACCGAUUGCUCCAUACAGUUCUUCAGCCAGCCGAUCAUCACCUUCGGCACUGCUAUUGCUGCCUUUUACCUACCGGUUACCAUCAUGAUUAUAUUGUACUGGAGGGUUUACAGAGAAACUGAGAACCGAAGCAGAGAAUUGGCAGGGUUGCAGGGUUCAGGGACAGAGCAUAGUUCACACCCGCCGGCGUUGGGUAGCGUCAGAAGUGGAAGUAGCAGUGGAGCUGGAGAAUCGGAAAGAUUAUCAAGAGGGCAGAGGACAGUGCCAAGACCUAAGCAGCCAUGUUGUUUCCCUCGACAACUUACUUCUAACGCAUCUCUGCGGAGCUACUCGCUACACCGGAGCAAUGGCAGUUGUAAUACCACGGAAGAUGCGGCCUCUGCAGACUCUUCCUCCUCUGAAGGAGACGAUCGUCCGUAUGAAAUGAAGAACAUCUGUUCAGCAGUCAUACGGCUUCCCAUCGUCAGCUCUGUGAUAGGGACACCCAAAGGCUCAAGGGGAUCCAGUGACACUUUGGGGAGAGUUGAUAUUGAAGGAGAGAGCAAUGGUGGGAAAAACGAGGUUACAAGGAAAACAUCGAAGGCGCACGUGACUGCUCUGCCAUCAACCGCCAUCAAAGCCAAGUACGAGAAAAGUCGUCAUGGGAAGAGAAAAAGCAACUCUCUCAUAAAAGAGAAGAAGGCAGCAAAGACAUUAAGUGCCAUCUUGCUGGCUUUUAUUUUGACAUGGACUCCAUACAAUAUAAUGGUGUUAGUAUCCACAUUUUGUCCGGAUUGUGUUCCAAAGAAAUUAUGGGAGCUAGGCUAUUGGCUGUGCUAUGUCAACAGCACAGUCAACCCAAUGUGUUAUGCGCUCUGCAACCGAUCCUUCCGACGCACUUUUAAAAUGCUGCUUCUGUGUCGGUGGGACAAGCGCAAGUGGAGAGCACACAAGCAUCCGGCACCUUUCUUCAGAACCCCAUCACAAUGAGAGGUGGGAGGAAUAAACUGCAACUAAAGGAAAUAGGACCGAUUACUUUAAAGGACACAGAUAAAGUUCUGCAUUAGUUGCAUGUAGAGCUGGAUGCCAGAUGGAGUCUCCCUGCUUGUG